This is a messenger RNA of Diachasmimorpha longicaudata, 1481 nucleotides long. RefSeq names its product annexin B9-like. The transcript is spliced from 8 exons. Gene Ontology annotation, cellular component: cytoplasm. Gene Ontology annotation, molecular function: calcium-dependent phospholipid binding; calcium ion binding. Lineage: Eukaryota; Metazoa; Arthropoda; Insecta; Hymenoptera; Braconidae. The record is from RefSeq and is a predicted model, not a curated record. Bases 159 to 1133 code for a protein of 324 amino acids.
UACGUUCUGAGCGAACAAUUUUUCAGACGCGCACGGGAAUGUGCUGUCCCGGCUUACACAGUUGAUGAGCCAGUGUUCAGUCAGUGAAGACACCAUUGACAACGGUACAAGUGGAAUACGAAUUUUCGGACACAAUUAUUCAAUUAAAGAGCAUAAUCAUGGCAGCCCAUCAGUACUAUCAUGUCCAGUGUACCCCAACGGUGUACCCAGCGGAGCCAUUCGACCCAGAAAAUGACGCUCAACUGCUGCGUUCUGCCAUGAAAGGUUUCGGCACCGAUGAACAGGCAAUUAUCGACGUCUUGGCCCACCGCGGUAUCGUCCAGCGUCUUGAGAUUGCCGAUAAAUUCAAGACAAUGUUCGGGAAGGAUUUGAUCUCCGACCUGAAGUCUGAGUUGGGUGGUAACUUCGAGAACGCUAUCGUGGCAUUGAUGACACCCCUGCCUGAGUUCUACGCUCGCGAGCUGAAUAACGCGAUAUCUGGAAUGGGGACUGAUGAAGAGACUAUCAUCGAAAUUCUUGCGUCCUUGAGUAAUUACGGAAUCAAGACGAUUUCAGCGGUUUACAAAGAUUUAUUUGAGAAUGAACUCGAAGAUGACCUGAAAGGAGACACCUCCGGGCAUUUCAAACGUCUCCUCGUAUCGUUAUCAACCGCCAAUCGCGACGAGGACCCGGACGUGGACGAAAGAGCCGCUUUGGAGGAAGCGGAGAGGCUCUUCCAGGCCGGUGAAGGCCAGUGGGGGACCGACGAGAGCGUCUUCAACUCGAUCCUCAUAACCAAGAGCUAUCCCCAGUUGCGCAGAAUUUUUUAUGAGUACGAGAGAGUGUCUGGAAGCACUAUCGAAGAAGCCAUCAGACGCGAAUUUUCGGGGCCUCUUGAAGACGGUUACCUCGCAGUUGUCCAAUGCGCCCGAAACAAGACUGAUUAUUUCGCUGAGAGGCUCCACAAGGCAAUGGCUGGAAUCGGCACAACCGACUCCACCCUGAUUCGCGUCAUCGUCAGCCGUUCGGAAAUCGAUCUCGGGGACAUCAAGGACGCCUACCAACAGAAGUACGGAAAUUCCCUCGCUGCCGAUAUCGAUAGUGACACGUCCGGUGACUACAAGAGACUCUUGCUUGCUUUGACUGGCCAAUAAACUUCCACAUAACUAUUAUUUUCAUAUUCACGUUGUGUCUAAUGCUAUGAGAAAUUAUUUAUUCACGGAGCGACUGCAGCGAUGAUUUCAAACAGCUUCUUUUAGGCCUGAUAAAUUAAUCCGCAGGCAUUGCGUUUUUAAUCCAUUUGUGUCAUUAAAGUGGAGAGAAACUACUCCGUUAAUUGUUCUAAUUGGCUAUAAUAUAAUUACUCAUGUUGCAUGUUGAAUAUGUCAUUCAUUGAGUUAAUGAUAAUAGUGUUUUUUUCUGCACUUAGUUGAUUGGGACUUCAAUUAUCGUUUAUUUUCACUUGUGUGGUAUUUCAAUAAAUCAUUAAUAAAAACAAAGAA